Gamsiella multidivaricata is the source of this 1983-nucleotide messenger RNA. RefSeq lists its product as uncharacterized. Gene Ontology annotation, cellular component: nucleus. Gene Ontology annotation, molecular function: DNA-binding transcription factor activity, RNA polymerase II-specific; RNA polymerase II cis-regulatory region sequence-specific DNA binding. The coding region runs from base 42 to 1862 and encodes 606 amino acids. The transcript has 4 exons. Gene Ontology annotation, biological process: regulation of transcription by RNA polymerase II. The record is from RefSeq and is a predicted model, not a curated record. NCBI's taxonomy places the organism in Eukaryota, Fungi, Mortierellomycota, Mortierellomycetes, Mortierellales, Mortierellaceae.
GGCCUUUACUGUUUCCGACGGGUUCCUGCUCACCAUUGGCCAUGACAGAUGGAUGCUACGCGACCAUUGGCCCCAUCUCUCCUGCCGGGGUUCCACCUGGCCCAGGUCCCCUUGGUCCAGCGCCGGGCCCACCUCUUCUGCACCCACCCUCGCACUCAAUCUUUGGCCCUUCUGUCGCCGUUGCCGUUGCCGUCGCCCCCAGCAUCGCUCCCGCAACGGCUUCUACCUCCACGACCACAAUGGCCACAAUGGCCACAACUGCAGCACCAGCAUCAGCACCCGCACCCGCACCAGCUACUGCCCCUCCUGCUCCUCCUGCUCCUCCGUCUUCAUCUUAUUCUGCUUCUUCUGGGCCCUGCUCUUCUGUCUCCGCCGCAGCUGCUCCUGGUAGCUGCAGCACCGACAGGAACAAUAUUAAAUUCUGCAACACCACCAGCGUCAUUUCUUCCCCCAGAUGUAACACAGCUUCUUCGUCCUGUUCUUCAUCUCCGCGUUCAUCCCUAUCUUCAACCUCGUCUUUGUCUUUGUCUUUGCCGUUGUCUUCGUCUUCAUCCUCGCUAUCGUCCUUUUCUCCUUGUUCCUCUGUGUCACCAGACGAUCCUCCCCCCCAUCUGCCCUCCACUCUACUGCGAUCGCCAUUCUCCCCACCGAUUCACUAUCACCAUUCCCCAUCCCCGCUUGCUUCAUCCACACCACUGCCACCAGAUUGCACAGACGUUGACAUGGACGCAGACAUGUCACACUCGGCCAUCCUUCUCAAUCAUAGUCAUGGCGCCCGCUGUCUCUGGGCUGGAUGCCACGCCCACCUAGCGACCGUGGUCGAUCUCUGGACCCAUCUGAUCGAACUUCAUGUCCCCGUCCAAAACAGUGUCCCCAUCCUCUGUGAGUGGGACUCAUGUUGGACCCAGCACAUGCACAGCGAGCAACUGCUUUGGCACCUGCGACUGAAUCAUCAUCUAGUCCCGUCAUCUGUACCACAACAGCCAUCAUUAUUCAUGGAAAUGAAUUACUCUCCACCCGUCUCUUCUCCCCUUCAUUUUCCCGCCCAUUCUUCAGCCCCAAUGCGUCUACCUGUGCCCACGCCUGCCUCCUUACCCCCCAUGGGCUCUCCUACCUCCAACGGCGCUAUCUCAGCUGGUCUGGGACAGCCAGGUCCGUCCUUCUGGGAUACCACCUCAUCCGAGCCCCUUCAGUACAUCAUCAAGCAAGAAGAGUCCUACAGUCUAACCUUGGAUCAAGAGCGCAUGCUUCGACAAGAACAACAUCACCCCUGUCUCUGGCAGGGUUGCCGCCUCUCAUUCCCGAACUUCGAGACCCUGACGAGCCAUCUGAGCGAGGAGCACAUCGGUAUGGGCAAGAGCGAAUACAUCUGCGAAUGGGCCAACUGUGACCGACAGGGUCGCGGAUUCGGUCAACGUCAAAAGGCAAUGCGUCACAUCCAGACCCACACUGGCGAUAAGCCCUUCCAAUGUCAGGUCUGUCAGAAGCGGUUCUCGGAGGCGAACAUCAUGGCGCAGCAUAUGAGGACACACACGGGCGAGAAGCCCUUCAAGUGCACCGAGCCGGGUUGCGGACGACAGUUUUCAAUCUCGGGCGCAUUGACCAUCCAUCGAAGGGUCCACACGGGCGAGAAGCCGUUCAAGUGUAAAUUCGACGGUUGCGACAAGUGGUUUGCGGAAUCAUCGAAUCUGACCAAGCAUCUGAGGGUCCAUACGGGCGAGCGGCCGUUCCAGUGCCCGUACGUCGGAUGCGACAAGCGCUUCUCGAGACCGGAUCAGGUCACGAGGCACAAGAAGACCCAUCUGACCGAUAAUGAGAGAAUGGCUAUGAUGAAGGCCGAGAGAGGCCUGCACUCUAGAUGAAGUUGAUCAGCGCGAGCAAAAACAGAGCAGACACUCACACACAUAAUAAAACAAGAUGCCUCUUGUUAAAUUUGUGGAAAAGAGAAAAGGUUGUCUAAUAAUGCUCUGAUGAGGAAUUAAU